AUGGAGGAGAUGGCCAGAGAGAGCAUCUGCCUGUUGGCAAAGCCUGGUCUAGAAUGUGGGACCCCUAAUUUGUCAUCUGUGGGGGCCAUCUUCAUCAUGUUAAAGUCAGCCUUGGGAGCGGGACUCUUGAACUUUCCUUGGGCGUUUAACAAAGCAGGUGGCACACACGUGGCUAUCACUGUGGAAAUGUGCUCCCUUGUCUUCCUGAUCAGUGGGCUGGUCAUCUUGGGUUAUGCCUCAUCGCUCAGCAGUCAAUGCACUUACCAGGGUGUGGUGAAGGAUAUUUGUGGGCCAGCUAUUGGGAAACUCUGUGUAGUCUGCUUUUUAUUUAAUCUCUUUAUGAUUUCGGUGGCCUUCCUUCGAGUGGUGGAGGAUCAGCUGGAGAAAUUGUGUGACUCUGUUAAUAUAAAUGAAACGCUUCAUGUGAUGGGUGAUCAUGCUCAACCGUGGUACAUAGAUCAUCGCUUCAUCAUGACCAUCAUUUGUGUGGUAGUCAUCUUCCCGCUAUCUUUCCCAAAAGAGAUUGGCUUCCAGAAAUACACCAGUAUUUUGGGCACCUUGGCUGCCUGUUACCUGACGGUGGUAAUCAUUAUUAAAUACUAUUUAAUGGAACACCCCAUUGCCCACAAACGUGAGUUUUCUCCGAGUACAUCCUCGUGGGCUUCCAUAUUCGGUGUGUUUCCCACCAUCUGCUUUGGCUUUCAGUGUCAUGAAGCCUGUAUCACCAUCUACUGCAGCAUGAAGAACAAGAGUCUGUCUAAUUGGAUUAUGGUAUCUGUAUUCUCCAUGCUUAUCUGUCUGCUCAUCUACUCGCUCACAGGUCUCUAUGGAUUCCUCACAUUUGGAGAACUUGUAGCUGCUGAUAUCCUGGUGUCUUAUCCUGGUGACGACGUGAUUGUUAUAAUUGCCAGAGUUCUAUUUGGUGUCUCUAUCAUUACCAUCUACCCAAUUGUUCUGCUGCUAGGGAGGUCAGUCCUGCAAGAUGUCUGGUUAGACCGCAAGGGUUAUUCCAUGCAUGUGACAGAGUCUUAUGAACGUUUUAUGCGUCUCACGCUCACAGUUCUCUGGAUCUUGGUGACAUUGAUAAUCGCCAUGUUCGUCCCAGAUAUCAGUGAGGUGAUCUCGAUCAUCGGGGGAAUUAGUGCCUUCUUCAUUUUCAUUUUCCCAGGGCUGUGCCUGAUAUGUGCUAUGCAACUACAGUCAAUAGAGCGAAGGAAGAAAUACUGUCUGGUUGCCUGGGGCAUUGUUUCAGUACUCUGCGGGGCCUUCAUCUUUGGUCAAAGCACAACAACUGCAGUCAUGGAAUUACUUAAGUUAUAAGAUGUGGUGAAUUUGGUGAA
Pelobates fuscus (common spadefoot toad) is the source of this 1340-nucleotide messenger RNA. It is a transcript of the gene SLC38A8, whose product is annotated as solute carrier family 38 member 8. NCBI's taxonomy places the organism in Eukaryota, Metazoa, Chordata, Amphibia, Anura, Pelobatidae. Bases 1 to 1320 code for a protein of 439 amino acids. Gene Ontology annotation, biological process: amino acid transmembrane transport. The record is from RefSeq and is a predicted model, not a curated record. Gene Ontology annotation, molecular function: L-amino acid transmembrane transporter activity. The transcript has 10 exons.